GAAUAACGGUGUAGGUUUCCGCCGGAACAAUAAUCGUGUAGAACACACACAUUUGAGCACAUUUUUCUCGAUGUAGGAUUUGUUUUUUAAGAGUAAGAGAGCAUUAUUCUGAUAUUGUUUUAAACGCAAUAUCAUCCUUUUCCACGUGGGCAUAAACUACGAUCACAAGUCAUUUUCGUACACACUGAGAUUUUGCGCUGCGUGGCUUUUUUUUCAUCUGGCGCGUACCUACAUUUAAAUCGCGCUGGUUAUUUUAUGUUUUAUUAGUAGUUUGGAUAUCAAAUUCUCAAAACGACUGAACAUCACAAACAGUCGGCGGGAGAUCGGUGAAGUGCACGUUCAGUGGCAUGGCUUCAACGGUGGACUUCAGGACUCUGGUUGAUCAGUCGUGCAGAUACUCGGAUGAAUUCGUCAAUAUCUAUUAUGACUGCAUGGACAAGAGAAGAAGGAAUUUGACGAGGCUGUAUCUGGACAAAGCAACGCUUGUGUGGAAUGGAAAUGCUGUCACAGGUCAUGAUGCUCUCGGCGAGUUCUUUGAGUCUCUUCCCUCCAGUGAAUUUCAGGUGCAAUCUCUUGACUGCCAGCCUGUGCACGAACAAGCAACUCAAGGCCAAAUGACUUUGUUGGUGGUUACAGCUGGCACAGUGAAAUUUGAUGGAAACAAACAGAGAUUCUUCAACCAGAAUUUCUUAUUAACUGCCCAAGCCUCUCCUAACAGUGACCAGCCAGUAUGGAAGAUUGCAAGCGACUGCUUUCGCUUUCAAGACUGGGCAAACUGAAUUGUAGCUUUGAAUCUUUUGUAUAACUUUUUUCAUUUUUGUAAACUCACUGCAAUUUAAGUAUGUUCUGUAAAUAAAAAAUAAAACAUUGACCAUUAAACUGUUUCUAAUAUGGAAUACCACA
Molecule: messenger RNA, 903 nt
Organism: Onychostoma macrolepis
Lineage: Eukaryota; Metazoa; Chordata; Actinopteri; Cypriniformes; Cyprinidae
Gene: nxt2
Product: nuclear transport factor 2-like export factor 2
Exons: 4
Coding region: 348-779 (143 amino acids)
Biological process (GO): protein import into nucleus
Cellular component (GO): nuclear pore central transport channel
Source: RefSeq, a predicted model, not a curated record